Betta splendens (Siamese fighting fish) is the source of this 2981-nucleotide messenger RNA. It is a transcript of the gene tmem51b, whose product is annotated as transmembrane protein 51b. Lineage: Eukaryota; Metazoa; Chordata; Actinopteri; Anabantiformes; Osphronemidae. The record is from RefSeq and is a predicted model, not a curated record. The coding region runs from base 1406 to 2254 and encodes 282 amino acids. The transcript is spliced from 3 exons.
ACCCAUGAAGAGGGAAGUGCGAGCGGGGCCGAGGUAAGGCCUGCGUCAGGUCACGUGCCCGCCAUAAAACACACUGGGCAGGUAUAUUACUAUGGAAAUGACCGGGUCGAUGAUCCGCUGACCCAGGGACAGGUAGUGGAGCUCAGGGUUAAGACUUCCACGCCGUCAGGUGCGUCCGGAUGAGCGGCCGUGUCGCACCUGUGGAGGGACGGGUCCUCCCCCACGGCCCACGCCUGCUUAGCGAACGGUGGACGUCCUGGCUGAAGCUAAGACACGUUCACGUCGGUCAUUUGCUCCAUUAGUAGCUGCGGACGCCGCUUCAACAGCGGUAGACGAGUAAAGGCCGCUUCCUGAUGGCGCGGCCAGGACACACCCACGCGCAUCACUGCUGCGUCUGCUCCGUCCCGGACCCCAGUCACUAAUGCGAAGUUUUUAACCAACAGCUGCGAUUAAACCAAAGUGCUGAGUCCGACUUCAAGCCCUUUUCGGUGUCAAAGCGGGCGAAGGAGCUGAAGCAGCAGAAAUCCCGCAGACUUCAGUAUCUGCAGAGAAGCAAAGGAAACACCUGGUUCACCGUUAUCACUGCUACGCUGGGACCAGACUGCCGCGUGAUUCAGCGAGCAGCUCUCCAUCCUGACCGCACACACGCGGUGCAUUCAGGGCACCUGCACUGCUGUGAGGCAGUCUCUGCUUAUCCCAUCACUUCUGGGUCAGAGGUCAACCUGCAGGGCGUGGACGGUUGGACUUGGCCGCGUUCCGCUUUGAGUGAUGUGUGAAGGCCGUUACAGGCGUCUGCAGCUCCAGAAACUGGAGACCUGAAGACUGAACGGGUCGCGUGUCCACCCCCACACACACACACACACCCACACACCCACACACACACACACACACACACACACACCUGCAGCCACCAGCUGUCGGGGACUGUGUUCAUGUGACACGCCUCCAUCCGAAGCUGCAAAAAGACUGGAGUUGGCUUAAACUGCAUAUUUCAUAAAAUAGUCUGCUGUCAGCAAAUUGUAGUUGUGUGUCACAAUAUCUGACUGAAAGCAAAGAUGCUGUGGGUUUAAAAGCGAGUCUGCUUCUAGGUUUUUUUGCACACGUUUUCUUUUUCAGUUUGUGGAGCGUUACUAGCAGUGAAAUGAGCGCGUAACUGCUUAUUGUGCGGCGUGUGCGAAGGGAGAUUCCAGUUGGGAUUUUAUUAUUAGGAUGAUAAUAAAACAUUAGAUCUCACUGGUGACAGCAACAGGUGAGUGCUGCCUCAUAUUGUUGCAGAUAGUGUUUUUUUUUUUGUUUUUUUUUUUUGGCACGUCUGGAAGACCUGCAACCCUGGAACCAGUCCGCUUCCAGCUAUGCAGAGAAUUAUCAGCAAAUCCUGGUUCUCCACAGCUGUACAGGUUUUAUAAUGGCGUGUCCUUCAGAGAUGUGUUCCAGUCGGAGCAUAUGCGGCGCCACCAGACCUCCCAACUCGCGCUCCUCCAGCUCCGGUGCCCAUUAUGCCCUCUGCGCCCUGGGAGUUGGCCUCAUCGCUCUGGGCGUCGUCAUGAUCGUGUGGACUGUGAUGCCCUCGGAGCAAGGAGGCUCCAGCGGCUCCACGGCCCCGACAGGCAACUCCACCGCCGGGCCCGGGAGCGGAGGCAACAGCGGGCACAACACGGACCCCAAGAAGUCCUCGUUGGUGGCCAUUGUGCUGGUUGCAGCUGGAGGAGCCAUCCUGCUCUUGUCCAUUUGCCUGGGACUGAGAAACAAGAGGAGGACACGCAACAGGCGCGACGAGCUAGCGGCGGCACAGGCUCCUCUACGGAACCAGGUCGUUCAGCCGCAGGAAGAACCAGGUCCAGACCCAGCUGCGUACAGCGUGCCGAGCUACGAGGAGGUCGUCGGCAGCGAUAACUACCCGGUGCGUCAGAGCAACCUGCGGCAGAGCAUCACCCAGCUGCCGUCCUACGAGGACAUCAUCGCCGCCGUGGAGAGCGAAGGGGCGGCGCCGCCCGCUGAGAGCGCCCCCCUCAGCGACCGCCCACCCGCCGGCGAGGCCCGGGCCGACCCCGCGGCGAACCCGCGGGUGCCGGUCCGCAGCAGCAGCCGCGCCAGCCGUUUACUGCGGCCUCUCCGGGUGCGAAGGAUCAAAUCGGACAAGCUGCACCUGAAGGACUUCCGCCUCCAGAUCCGCACCCCCACGCAGAACCCAGUGACCAUUGAACCCAUCACUCCGCCGCCGCAGUAUGAAAACAAGAUGCCUGAGCUACAGUAAGGUCUCUUCUUAUUGCCUGUUCAUGGUGAAUAAAGCAUCUCAGGAUUUAAUUGAGUUAUUACAUUUCUAAAAACCAAUUUCAGGGUUGGUAUUAAGUAGGUUAAACGUGGCUGCAAGCAGCACAGCAGAGGCUGAAAUACGAAUAAUUCGAGUGAAACUUCAUCAGCGAAGCUUGUGAUUGGCAUAUUCUAUUAUAAUCCACCGUUAGGUCUGUGUGCAAGGAUCAGCUUUUACAGCUUUUAUACGUUCUGCUGUUAUUAACGUUCAACCUGGGAUAGUUUCAUUUUAUUUAUACCCAAUGGAAUAAUUUCCACAUCACCAGCAAUGAUUCUAGUUCUGUUUUCAUUAUGUUGAUUAUUAGUGGUGGAACAUAUUGAUUCAAGGGGAAAGAGGGGACACUUGUUUUUGAGGUUUUAAGUGUAUUACGUAUCCUAUGCAUCAGAUGCACAACGUUUUGUGAUCACAAAAGGCAGUGAGGCCAAAAUAUGUGUUUCAUGUUUCAUCGUGUUUGUGAAGGCUUUUUUUUUUGUGAAUUGUCUUUAAAUACCUUGUCUUAAAGUGGUUUAUGUUCUGUUUUUGUAAAACAGUUUAAGAAAUUUAUCAUUGGAUUUGAUGUUAGAAAGCACUGCAUGUGUCAUUAUUAUGUAUUUUAUAGUGUUUAAAUGUUAAUAAGUUUUACUGUGUUGCAAAAUGUUUAGAAAGGUGAUGAAUAAAUGUUUUUCUAUUC